Molecule: messenger RNA, 3228 nt
Organism: Topomyia yanbarensis
Lineage: Eukaryota; Metazoa; Arthropoda; Insecta; Diptera; Culicidae
Gene: sim
Product: protein single-minded
Exons: 7
Coding region: 508-2952 (814 amino acids)
Biological process (GO): regulation of transcription by RNA polymerase II
Molecular function (GO): DNA-binding transcription factor activity, RNA polymerase II-specific; RNA polymerase II transcription regulatory region sequence-specific DNA binding; protein dimerization activity
Source: RefSeq, a predicted model, not a curated record
UCCAGCCUGCCGUCGUUGUAUGCGCCCGGUUUUCCUUGUGGCCGGGGUCUGCUGCUGUUGCUGCUGCUGCUGCUGGUGGUGGUGCUCCUACUCUCGCAAUUCGAACUGCGCUGGUUUAGAUACGCGAUGCUGUGACGGUGCCUUUCAGUCCUCGUCAUUCUACGCGCCAGAGCGGAAAGGAAAAAUAAGCGCGCAACCGGUACAGGGCUAAGGUCCCCACGCGUUUGCAACUCGACUGCAUUCAGACUGUUAGAUUUUUAGUGAUGUUCUUUUGGGAAAACCCUAGGAAUCGAAAUGACCAAUUGUGGUGUCGUAGCAGGUGAUGUUUAGUGAUUUGAUUCGGUUUUUAGUGAGUGAUUUUUAGACCAGCUGUGAUUAGUGUGAGGAUUCAUUCAUUUGUGAUUGCACUACAUGAAGGAUACUACCGUACGAAGGAUUAUAGCAGACUCACGGAUUUUAUAGCAAACAAUACUCAACUGGUUUUAAGGCCUUGCUAACCGCUGUGCCAUGAAGGAGAAGAGCAAAAAUGCGGCCCGGACCCGACGCGAAAAGGAGAACACCGAAUUCACCGAGCUGGCCAAACUGCUGCCACUGCCGAGUGCCAUCACAUCACAGCUAGAUAAGGCUUCCAUCAUUAGGCUAACUACGUCGUACCUGAAAAUGCGCCAGGUGUUCCCGGAAGGUCUGGGGGACGCUUGGGGUUCGCAGCAUGUGCCCAGCAAUCCCCGUGACUUGGCCAUCAAAGAGCUGGGCUCUCAUCUGCUGCAAACGCUGGAUGGGUUCAUCUUUGUGGUUGCCCCCGACGGUAAGAUAAUGUACAUCUCCGAGACAGCUUCAGUGCAUCUGGGCCUCAGUCAGGUGGAACUGACGGGCAACUCGAUCUACGAGUACAUCCACAACUACGACCAGGAUGAGAUGAUUUCGGUACUUUCACUGCAGCCAAACAUUUUUGGAUCUGCGACGCCACCGCCACCACCUCCCCCACCAGCAGCAACGGUAACGGUUCAACUGCUUCCUCAGUAUCCAAUGGGCAGCUCUCCUCCCGCCGCAACAUUAGUCAGUCAAGGGCAACCGUCGGAAUCACCUCCCCAAAACACCAGCUGUCCUCCGUCGUUAUCCCCAAGCAUUAGUAUUCCUCCUCCACCCGUACAACCCCAUCUAGGUCCCCCACCCCAGGUACCCCCGGGUCUUUCACCUUCCACCGGGCAAAUUCCACCACCCCACCUGACAGCGAACAUCCCCUUACUACCGAACCCACACCAUCAUGCUGCUUCGGCUGCCCCUCCUCAGCAUCACCACCACGCGAAGCACCAUCACCAUCACCCCCACCAUCAUCAUCACCAUCACUUCAGCCAGCACCAGCAGUCGCAAACAAUCGAAAUCGAGCGUACGUUCUUCCUGCGGAUGAAAUGCGUACUGGCGAAGCGGAACGCCGGGCUCACCACUUCCGGCUAUAAGGUCAUCCACUGUUCCGGCUAUCUGAAGGCCCGGAUUUACCCCGGCGAUAGCACCUACGGCGACGGGCACAGCUGCAUCCAGAAUCUCGGUCUGGUGGCCGUCGGUCAUUCACUGCCCCCAUCGGCAAUCACGGAAAUCAAGCUGCAUCAGAAUAUGUUCAUGUUUCGCGCCAGCAUGGAUCUGAAACUGAUCUUCCUCGACGCCAAGGUGUCCCAGCUGACUGGAUACGAGCCGCAGGAUCUGAUUGAGAAAACACUGUACCAGUAUAUUCAUGCGUCCGAUAUCCUGCACAUGCGGUAUUCUCACCAAAUUUUGAUGUACAAGGGACAAGUGACGACGAAGUACUACCGAUUUCUGACAAAGGGAGGCGGAUGGACGUGGGUUCAGUCGUAUGCCACCGUGGUGCACAAUACCCGCUCAUCUCGGCCCCACUGCAUCGUCAGCGUUAAUUAUGUGUUAAGUGAUCAGGAAGCUCGCGAACUGCUUCUGAACGAGAUUCAGGGACCAAUGAUUCCGAAGCCGGAAAUUCAAACACCGACCGCUACUCCAGCCACAGUAGCAGCUUCGGUGACACCAAUUUCGCCACCGCAGCAUAUCCCAAUACAAAUCACACAACAGCAGCAUCAACCUCCGGUACCGCCUACAGCUCUACAACAACAGACACCAAUUCUACCGCCACACAACCCUCUCCUGGUAAAGGAAAUGUCCAACUACCUGCAACUGCAUAAUUUCGAAGACGAUAAUAGCCUCCAGCAGAUGGUUCAGAGCAGCAACAUGCACCAGCCACAGCAGAACAACCAAGACUACGAACAUCAAUACAGCAGUCAGGCUGGUUUCAUGAUGGACUCAAACCAGUCAAUGUCCCAAGGAACACCUAGCGAAUUCCUUGAUUCGUACUACGAUCCCUUCUAUCAACCGUACGAUCCACAGGCGGACAACUCUAACAUGCUACGACCGUUCUCUGCCAGCUCGAACAGUUGCAGUAGCUCGGACGGCGAAGCUCAUCUGCACGCCACCUACAUCCCUAAUACGUCCCUGAUACAACAGCAACAGUCGUCAUAUGACGAAAUCAAUCAGCAUUUUGGAAUCAACUGCUUCAACAACAACAACAGCAAUGGAACUCCUUCAAAUGGCCAGCUGAACGGCAACCACAGUAAUCUAAACAAUCAUAAUCUACACCAUCAGCAUGGCAUGGUUGGUAGCGGCUCGGCUGCUCCAUCUGGUGCUGCUACCAGCACAACUAGUAGUAGUAAUCAAAACAUCAACAAUAAUAACAACAGCCAUCAUGAUAAUGGCUUUUUAGACGACUUUAAAACCAACCAUCAUCAUCAACAGCAGCAGCAGCAACAACAUCCUCAUGGCAACAACGGUCAUCAUCAUCCUCAUCAUCACUCACAACUUCACCAUCAUCACAAUGGGCCACAGUACACCAGCGUGAUCGUGGAACCGCAAAACUAUCAUCUGCCUGUUACGCAAAAUGAGUUUGUACAUUAGAUUUCUUUGGCUCUCUGAAUUUGGUGGCACAACAGUUUUUAACAUGAACUUGUUUUGAAAAUUCGUGUAGGGAAAACGAUUACUGAAAAAAGACUGCAGGCAGUUGGUAUUGUCAAAUGUAUUUUGUUAGGACAGUAAACGAUAUUAGUGUAGAGAUAAGUUUUUACUGUUAUUUCUAGGUAAGUUGCUUACAUGUAUAGUAUUUAUUUAGAACAUUACAUGUAAAUAUUUGAUACAAAACAUUAGAAGCUACAUUAAGAGUGGAGUAUUAAACAA